This is a messenger RNA of Anas platyrhynchos (mallard), 7818 nucleotides long. The record is from RefSeq and is a predicted model, not a curated record. Lineage: Eukaryota; Metazoa; Chordata; Aves; Anseriformes; Anatidae.
CACCGAGCUGAAAAUGUGGCUUGGGAUCACAGUUCUAAUUUUUCUUGCUGUAUGUUUGGCUGUGGAGGAGACACCAGUUGAGGAAGGAAUCCCUUGCUCAAAGUAUCAGCUAGCUUUCAACCACUCAUGCUAUGAGUUUGUGAGACUCCAGCGAUCCUUCAGAAGUGCCCAGAGAUGGUGUGAGAGAGGAGGGGGGCACCUUGUCUUUAUUGAAAACGAGGAAACUCAAGAGUUCUUGCAGAAGCAUAUUGCCGAGGAUCAGGAAUGGUGGAUAGGACUGAUCUCAAACUCCUUGCUGAAUGAAACUACUGACGGGUCAAUGAUUUGGCUGGACACCUCAGAUAUAAGCUACAGCAACUGGUACAAGGAUCAGCCAUCUUCUUUCUCAUCCACAUGUGGGUACAUCCUAAAGAAUGCCAAGUAUCAGUGGGGUGUGACUGAAAAUUGCAGCCAGGAGUUUGACUUCAUUUGUGAGUUUGAAUCUGGCCAAAGCAUUGCUUGUGAUAGUUCCAAUGCCACUGUACAGUGUGGGUCAGGAGAAGUUAUCCAAAUUGGAGAGACCUUCUAUGGACGGAAGACCCCUCACUACUGUGUAUUGGAAACCCCUCUCCAGUAUGAUACAGAUGAAGACUGUAGCUGGAUCAGUGUCAAAGAUGAAGUAGCAGGACAGUGUCACGGUCUUCAGGCCUGCCAGGUGGCAGCAGAUGGAGCUUUCUUUGGAGACCCUUGCCCAGCUUCAGGAAGCUAUUUGUCUGUUCAAUACCACUGCAAGGAAGGUCUGCAGCUGGUUGUAACAGAUAGAUGCUUUAUCUUUGAAAACAUCACAGUCACUCUGAACUGGCUGCUCUCCCCAUACUCUGGCAACCUUUCCUGUGUCAUCAGCACUGGAGACGGCCACACGGUUGAUCCUUACUACCCUCAAACACUGGUCAGCAAUGUCACAUACAGAUAUUCAUCUCCUGGGGAGUUCACAGUUUUCGUGGAGUGCACCACCAGCGAGUGGCACGUGACAGCACAGAGGCGGGUGAUUGUUCAAGACAAGCUGGAUGAACUAAGCCUUACUGGGUGCUACAGCCAGUACGAAUCUGGGAACGGCUCUCCCUGCCGAACGCUCUACGGGGAGGUGUUAUGGAUCCAAGUUGAACUCAACGGAGGUAACGGAGUGACCUACGUUGUACUAGCAGGUAACGUGACGCUCGCUGAAUCCAGUGCAAAGGAAGGAAUCGUCCCGCACAAUCUGACACUUGACAGUGCUGCUCAGGAGCUGCUGGGCCCUGGGAUGCAUCGACUGGAAAUCCGAGCAUCCAGCAACACCACUGCAUCAGAGAUCUCUGGGAGCGUUGCCGUUCACUUAAUUGAGCCAGUCUCUGGUCUUCAGGCUGUGUUAGCUUCUCAUGCUGUGCAGCUGGGGGAGAAUCUGGAGAUAAACGUCUCUGUUCCUCAUGGUGCCCCAGAUAAGCUGAAGUUUGAGGUGGUUGGAUCUAAUGAAACUCACUCUCACGAGGAAGACAGCCCUGCAGGGGAACCUCGAACAUACUUCAUUCCCAUGCACUCUGAAGGUACUUUCCUAGUGAAAGUGGUGGCCACGAAUGCCUUCUCAAACAUGAGUCUGGAUAUCGGGCUCAUCAAUGUGCUGGCAAACACUUCCCAUAAAGAAGAUUCUGCUAAGGAAAAAGGCAGCUCCAAAACAAAUACCCAAAAGACAAACGAUCACGAAAGAAAAAACAAAAUAUAUAUUAAACCGAGUCGCCAUGUGGAUCCUUUCACAACCGUUACUCUUGGCUGGCCAGAUAACAGCGCUAAUUCUAGUUUCCUCUGGUCCUGUGGAGCUUGCUGGCCUGAGUGGAAUGAAUGCGUGCAGCACCAGAUAAUCUUAACCAACCAACGAGAGGUGCAGAUCCCACCUUCUUGCCUUCCUCCUCCGAAGUCAGCAGUGACUGUGAAGGUUACAGUCCAAAACCGUGGGAAUGAAGAGAAACAGGAUGAGCAAUGUCUCUAUGUGACUGCAAAACAAGAACUACAGCUAGAAAUCAGGUGUGAGGCAAACUGCAAGCCAGUGAACACUAGCGAGGAAGUUGUUUUGAGUGUCUCUGGACAGAAGGACUCCCAGGCCAUUUCGUAUAACUGGUACUUGGAUAACACAUUCCAAGACAAGUCUGUGCCCCUCCCUCCAGCCUGUAGCCUGACUGGUUUCCGGCAGGACUCUUUGAAUUUGCUUCAAAGCAAUGCAUCCAUGUUGAUAAUGAACAGCUCCUUCUUGCAGACACACGGAGAAGCUUUUCAGAUUAAAGUAACAGCAGUGACUCAGCAUGGCUACGGGGAGGACACCUACCUCGUGAGCACAGUGCCUCCGCCCCAGGUCCCCAGCUGCACUGUGUCUCCCAGAGAGGGAUCCGUGCUCGCUGCUUUCACAGUCUCCUGCAGCCCUCCAUGCUCAGUGGAUUCAUGCCAAUCUCGGCAGCUCACAUACUGCUUCUACCUGAACUCAAAUUCUCUCUUGCACUGUGGCCCAGAUCCUGAGCUCUUCCCAGUUUAUCUUCCACUUGGAGAAGAGGAAAAUAAUUUCAUUUUACACGUGACAAUUACCAUUAGCAACAACUUUGGCGAUACAGUUCAAACUAAUGCUUCAGUGAAGGUUGGACACACAGAUAUGAUCGAUGGGAACCUGAACCUACAGGCCAUUGUAUCUGAGAAGGCAAACAGCAUCAUAAAAGAUGGGAACAACAGCAUGAGUCUUUUCCAGCUGUUUAAGUCAGUAACCUCAGUCCUUAAUCACGAGACCCAAGAGGAAAACUUUAACAUAUCUUUACAGACGGACACACGAAAAGAGCUCCGAGGGCUGAUGCUGACAACUCUCUCUGCUGUUAACGUAACAUCAGUGCAGACUGCUCUUCAGAUGUCAGAAGUGUUGAAAGAAAUCACUCACAGGAGUGAGGAGCUGUCUGCCUCUGCACAGGUAGAAGCUAGCAACACACUAAAAGAUGUAAGUGCUUCCUUGCUCACUGUAAACACAGAGGACAGUAGAGAUGAUCAGAAGCUAAAGGAUGCAGCCACCUACCUAUUUAACGCAGUGAGCAAUGUCCUACAAGCUUCCAUACACACCAGAGCUGUGAACACUUCAGUGCCAGAGGCAGAACAGAGUUCAGUGUCACACCAGCUCCUGAACACAGUUGAAAAUCUACAGAGCGCCCUUCUGUUUGGGAAGGAACCAGACGAUGAACCCAUGGUCCUUACCACUCAUACUGCCACCAUGUAUAUAAACAGAUUACAGACAGAAAGCCUGGAUGGUACAGCCAUUAAUAUCUCCAAUUCCAGCUCUGCCAGCUUUGUUCUUCCAACAGCUUCCUCUCUCAGUGUUUCAGGAAUUGAUGAUGAAACAGUGGAUAUAAGGAUGGUGAGCUUUGCCGUGAAUCCCUUUUUCUCCAGCGACUCCAGUUUUGACAUCAGUGGAACAGUGGGAGGUUUAAGCCUUACUGGUCUGGAUGGCUUGAUCAUACCAGUCAGCAAUCUCAAAGAAAACAUUGAGAUCAUGUUACCAAGGCAUUCUGCAACUCAGGAAGAUAGGAUUCUGUUGAAUCUGGGCAAUUUUAGUACUUUCCAAGUCAACGUCACCUCAGAAAACACAUCUGUAGUGAUUUACCUGGAAUGUGAAGAAGACGUUCCAUUAAUACUUUACUCAGGGUAUGGUUAUCGCCCUAAUGAAACUAAUUAUGACCUGAAAAAUCAUCUGUUCUGUAAGAAAACUACUGGAGGUGAGACAAACACCUGGGUUCUUAGCCCAGCAGAACUCAUUUUUGGAGAGGGAACUUACUACUUCACGGUUUUACAAGAUAUGGGAGUGGAUUCCACAGCCCAUGACAAGUUAAUGAUAGCUGUUACUUGCUUCGCAUCCCACUGUGUGUUUUGGGAUGAGCACCAGGGGAACUGGAACAGCUAUGGAUGUCAGGUAGGACCAAAAACAAGUCCAAGAAGCACGCAGUGCCUCUGCAACCAUCUGACCUUCUUCGGGAGCUCCUUCUUUGUCAUACCCAAUGCCAUUGAUGUUAGCAAAACUGCACAGCUAUUUGGUACCUUUGUGGACAACCCUGUGGUGGUGACCACUGUAGGAUGCAUCUUUCUGAUAUAUGUGCUUGUAGUUGUUUGGGCUCGGAGGAAAGACAUCCAGGAUGAUGCCAAAGUGAAAAUCACAGUACUGGAAGACAACGACCCCUUUGCUCAGUACCGUUAUCUUGUGACAGUUUUCACGGGACACCGCCGAGGGGCAGCCACAACCUCCAAGGUGACUCUCACCCUCUAUGGACUCGAAGGAGAGAGUGAGCCACACCAUCUGACUGAUCCUGAUACACCAGUCUUUGAACGUGGAGGAGUGGAUGUUUUCCUGCUCUGUACCCUUUUCCCUCUUGGGGAAUUGCAGAGCAUUCGACUGUGGCACGAUAAUUCAGGGGACAAUCCAUCCUGGUAUGUGAAUCGAGUAGUGGUCCAGGACCUUGCAUGGGACCAGAAGUGGUACUUCCUCUGUAACUCCUGGCUAGCCAUUGAUAUCGGAGACUGCGUCCUAGAUAAAGUGUUCCCAGUAGCUACAGAACAGGACAUGAAGCAGUUCAGCAAUCUGUUUUUCAUGAAGACCUCCAAAGGUUUCCAGGAUGGGCACAUCUGGUACUCAGUUUUCAGCCGCUCCCCACGAAGUUCCUUCACACGAGCCCAGCGCGUGUCGUGCUGCUUCUCGCUGCUGCUCUGCACCAUGCUGACCAGCAUCAUGUUCUGGGGGGUGCCAAAGGAUCCAGCCGAGCAGAAAAUGGAUCUGGGGAAGAUUGAGUUUACGUGGCAGGAGGUGAUGAUUGGCUUUGAGAGCUCCCUCCUCAUGUUCCCCAUCAACCUGCUCAUCGUGCAGAUCUUCAGGAACGUACGAUCCCGGCCAGCCACACCAGGCAGAGAGAAGAAGCUGGGAAAGAACGGCCGGGUGUCUCCCAGCCUUCCUCCCACCCCACAGCUCACCCAAGCCGUCUCGCUCACUCCAGAGGCUGUGAUGAAGGACAUAAGAAGAAUUGCCAACUCACUCUUUAAAGCCCUGAAGACUCCAUCACUCACUUCAGUAUCAGAUCUUGGAAAAUCAACUAAUAUCAACACACUUCUGGCAUUGGUUGAGGACAUCAUCUGCCACCAGAACAGAGCUGGCCAAGAGUUUUACGAUGAAAGCAAAAAGAAGGAUGACCCUAUCAUUGUCACACUAGGUGCUAUGGAUAUACCAGGUAAACACAAGAUGACACAUCUGCUGAAACCUUUAAUGAAAUCUAGCUAUCAGCCUGGCUUCAGAGUUGGAUCAGUAUCUAGUAGCAUCAAGACUCACAAAUAUGAGUUGUUUCACAAAAAGGCAAGAAGCCCGACUCCAGAGAAGGGAACGUGUGAACGACUGAAACACAACGAUUACAACCGUUGCUUGUACAUGCAACUCCAGCAUGUAGAGAUGGAGUUGGAAUUACUGGGGCCCCACAAAUUUCAGAUGCCUCAGAGUUAUACACAAGCUGUUCGUCAGGUUCAGCACAUGAAGAACCUCCUGGAGAACCAGAUUUGCCCAUCAGUGUCCAUCAGUGAGAGGUGGUCUCUUACUCCAAGCUCCUCUGGUGAUGGAAAGAAAAGUCCCUCUUCCAAAGGGCUGCCCUGGUGGUUUGUGUUCAUUGCCUGGUUCCUUGUGGCAGCCACUAGUGGCGUGUCUGGGUUCUUUACCAUGCUCUAUGGGCUGCAUUAUGGGAAGGAGAACUCCAUCAAGUGGCUGAUCUCCAUGGCUAUCUCCUUCUUUGAAAGUCUUUUCAUCACACAGCCUUUAAAGGUGCUGGGAUUUGCUGCCUUUUUUGCUCUGGUUCUGAAGAAGGUGGAACACGAGGAUGAAGAAAACAUGGCCAUUGAUGGGCCUUUGUCUGCACCAGGUGACUCAAAUCCUCUCCUGGGAGCCCGCCGGGACAGCAGAAGCAAUAUUUAUCAGCCACCUCCUGCAGCUGAUGUUGAGAAAAUGAAAAUCAGCUGCAUGAAGGAGCAGAAAGCAUUUGCCCUCAUCAGAGAAAUCCUGGCCUACGUGGGGUUUUUAUGGAUGCUUUUACUGGUUGCCUAUGGGCAGAGAGAUCCCAACUCCUACUACCUAAACAAGCACAUCGAGAGCAGCUUUACAGAUGGAUUCCACGAUGUCUACAGUUACCAAGAUUUUUUCACAUGGGCAAAAACCACCUUACUCAAAAAUCUUUAUGGAUCAUAUACAGGAUUCAUCACAGACGGCAACUCCAAGCUGGUGGGUAGUGCUCGAAUUCGCCAAGUACGAGUGAAAGGAGACACCUGCCCUCUUUCUCCCAAACUCCAGAGUGUGAUUCGGGAAUGCCAUGCUCCGUACUCCCUGCAAACAGAGGACACAUCGGACUACGGGGAGCACUGGAACACUUCGGUCUCUGCUAACUCAUCUGAUUUGAGCUCAGCAUGGCAGUACCAGAGUCAGUCCGAGCUGAGAGGGCAGCCUGUCUGGGGCAAACUUGCUGUCUACAGGGGAGGGGGAUACGUGAUUCACCUGGGAACCGAUCCUAACAAUGCCUCCAGAAUUCUCCAGUACCUUUUCAACAAUGUCUGGCUGGACACCUUCACAAGAGCAGUGUUUGUUGAAUUUACAGUCUACAAUGCCAACGUGAACCUGUUCUGCAUUAUAAGCCUGAUGUUUGAAACCAAUGCUUUAGGGGCCUUCUUCACAAGUGCAGAGCUGCAAAGUGUCCGUCUCUACCCAUACACCAACAGCCUCCACAUCUUUGUUGUUGCAGCAGAAGUCAUUUAUUUCCUCUUUAUUGUGUACUACAUGAUAGUACAGGGAAAACUGAUGAAGACUCUGAAAUGGAGAUAUUUCCACAGCAAGUGGAAUCUCCUGGAGAUGGCCAUCAUACUGAUUAGCUGGAGCGCCCUGUCAGUGUUUGUGAAGCGGACAAUCCUUGGGACCCGAGACAUCAGCUACUACCAGGAGCACAAAGAGGACUGCGUAAGCUUUAAUGAAACAGCAAGAGCUGAUGCAGUUCUUGGCUACCUGAUUGCUUUCCUAGUGCUCCUCUACACAGUGAAACUGUGGCAUCUGCUGCGCCUCAACCCUAAACUAAACAUGAUCACUUCGACUCUACGGAGGGCUUGGGGUGACAUCUCUGGAUUCAUCACUGUUAUCGCAAUCAUGUUCCUCGCCUAUUCCAUCGCUACAAACCUGAUAUUUGGCUGGAAGCUCUACUCUUACAAAACUCUCUUUGAUUCAGCAGAGACCAUGGUCAGUCUUCAGCUGGGAAUCUUCAACUAUGAGGAGAUCUUGGACUACAAUCCAAUUUUAGGCUCCUUCUUGAUUGGAUCCUGCAUCAUUUUCAUGACAUUUGUGGUGCUGAAUCUCUUCAUUUCAGUGAUUCUGGUUGCUUUCAGUGAGGAGCAGAAGCACUACCAGGCUUCAGAAGAGGAGGAGAUCGUGGAUCUAAUGGUAAUGAAACUUUUCAGUUUCUUCGGGAUUAAAUGCAAGAAGGAGGAAAAGCCUGCCAGUAAUGAUCAACUGAAGUAAUCUGUCAGCAAUUCACUGAUAACCAUAAUGAAGAGCUGCUUUGUUUGUGGGCAAGCGGUUUUACUUUAACUAUCAGCUGCAGUGGCUAGACGUAGGUCAUCGCGCUUCUGACUGGAACGCCGUAGCCUCCAACACAAACUGUUGUCGACUGAUGUUGUAACAAAGUGUUAGAAGUUGUGUGAAACUUAAGAUAAAGCAUCCUAUGCGUACUCACAGUGGGCCUGGCACCUGUAUUUAAUAAACACCGAGUGUUUGUUGCA